GCAGCAGGGAGCAUGCCUGGCUGCUGCGGGGCGAGAGAAAAGGUGCGCUACCGGCUGACAGUGCUGUCAGGAUUCCUGGAGAGCUUGUGUUUCUCGGGGAUUGCGUAUGGCUGGGCGUCACUGGUGUUUGUGCUCAAAUCCGACGGCUACUUCGCUGAUCGCUGCGUGAACGUAACGGGUGAGGGCCACGUUUUGAGCGCAGAUUGCAGUGGCCAGGAUGAGCAGCUGUCCCAGGUCAUGUCCGUGGCCUCCUUCACGACCAACAUUCUGCGGUUUCCUCUCGGCUGCCUCUUCGAUCGUUUUGGGACCAGAGUGACCAGGCUGCUAGCUGUAUCUCUUUAUCUAAGCGGCACGCUGUUCUUCGCCCUCUCUGGAAAAGAUCAGUCUGUGUUGCUGUUCCCUGCUUUGUCAUGUGUGAUUACUUCAGGAAUGCUGUUCUACAUAACAAACGCUCAGGUGGGGAACCUAUUUGAUGCACACCGCUCCACCGUCAUCAACAUCUACACUGGAGCAUUUGACUCCUCCGCUGCUGUCUUCCUCAUUGUCAAGCUGCUGCACGGAAGAGGGGUCUCCCUCCAGUCUUCGUUCCUGUUCCUCUCGUCAUGUAGUGUCAUUCAGCUUUUCCGUACCCUCUUCCUCAUGCCGAGAGGACACAUCCCUCACCCGCUGCCGGAGAAGUACACUUAUGGGUUGAGCUGCCCCCGCCAGGGGAGAGGAAGGGGAGAAGAGGAAGGAGAGAAGCGAGAAAUGAGGGAUGAGGUGACAGAGAAACAUGAAACAAACGAGGUGUUGUUUGUUGAACGUAUGCAAGACAAAGUGCAGCCUGAGCCCAAGCAUGGAGAAGUGGAUAGUUUCUGGAGCUGUGUGCUGUCCUGGUUGUUCGUGUGGCACCUGCUGUGGGUGGCCAUCAUUCAGUUCAGUCACAUCUUCUUCCUGGCCACUGUCAACCCCCGGCUCAACCAGCUGGCCAACAGUGACCAAAACCAAGUGAGUCUGUACACCAAUGCGUUUGCCAUAACACAGGCAUGCGGAGUUCUUUUUGCCCCCUGCAACGGCCUCAUCCUGGACAGACACAAAAAGAGGAAUCUCGCUCCAGGAGAGACAAGGCAGGAGGCAGAUUUUUCCUCCUUCUCUCUUUCCCUCUUCCUCACCGCCCUUCAGUGUUUCCUGUUCUGUGUGUUUUUCUCUGCCCCUCUCCUCCCUCUGCAGUACAUCACCUUCACCCUGCAGGUCAUCAACAGCUCCUUUAUGUAUGGAGGACACCAGACCUUUAUCAGCACCGUCUUCCCAGUGUGUCACUUUGGAAAGCUGACGGGUCUGACGAUGACCAUGUCAGCUAUGACACUGCUCCUUCAGUUCCCGGUGCUUCAUGUCAUUCAGCACCAGCUCCAGGGUGAUCCUCUCUAUGUAAAUGUGAGCGUAGCUUUGCUGUCUCUGUUCACCUUCAUCCACCCAGUCCAUGUCCAUCUAUGGAGCAGGAAAUUGGGAAACCAGAGAAGAGCUAAAGAGGAAGUGGAAGGGAAAUGAAUGAAGCUAAAUUGAAUUGAUGCAAUGGAAACAAAUUAGUGAAAGUGAAUUGUUGUUGAGGAGUACUAGAGAGGUUAGGAAAGAAGAGAAGAAAAUGAAAAGAGAGAAGAAGAGAGGAGGGAAACGCAGAUAAGAA
Messenger RNA from Lampris incognitus (smalleye Pacific opah), 1663 nucleotides. It is a transcript of the gene slc43a3a, whose product is annotated as solute carrier family 43 member 3a. Gene Ontology annotation, molecular function: transmembrane transporter activity. The transcript is spliced from 12 exons. NCBI's taxonomy places the organism in Eukaryota, Metazoa, Chordata, Actinopteri, Lampriformes, Lampridae. The record is from RefSeq and is a predicted model, not a curated record. Gene Ontology annotation, biological process: transmembrane transport. The coding region runs from base 13 to 1527 and encodes 504 amino acids.